This is a messenger RNA of Limanda limanda (common dab), 1445 nucleotides long. It is a transcript of the gene cdca4, whose product is annotated as cell division cycle associated 4. The record is from RefSeq and is a predicted model, not a curated record. Lineage: Eukaryota; Metazoa; Chordata; Actinopteri; Pleuronectiformes; Pleuronectidae. The transcript has 3 exons. Gene Ontology annotation, molecular function: transcription regulator activity. Gene Ontology annotation, cellular component: nucleus. The coding region runs from base 309 to 1337 and encodes 342 amino acids.
UGAAGCGGGCGCGUAGUCUGUGGCUUUAAUGACCGAGUAUAAAGGCAUCAAAGGAUUAUACGAAUAAAACGAAUGACAGGGAUAUUAAGAAUCAUAGUUACGGUGGCCGGGAGUUCUCAGCGCAGUGAAAAGUUUCAGCGAGCGGUCCGCAGGUUCGCACUUGUCCGGUGGAAGUGCUCUGGGAGCAGGGAUCAUUAGGGAGGACUCCCGGGCAUCUGGCUGCUGCUGCCGGCUCCCCUCCCCCCUCGCAGCCUCCUCGCCGCUCCGCAGCAGCAGGACUCACUUCAGUUUGUGGAGCCGUGGCAUGAAUGAUCUCAUCUGAACCUGAUCUCCGCUUCCCUCCGUCGACCUGCGAGCGACGGGACCCGAACCCCGACGAACACGAGAGAGACAACAUGUUCCCUAAGGGCACCAAGCGCAAGUUCUCCGACCCGGGGGAGGAGCCAGUCUCCGGCGCCGACCAGAGCCAGGCGGCGGCGUCGUCUGCGGCGGCGGCGGCGGUCCGGACGCUGACGUCCUCGUACAGCCUGCAGCGCCAGUCGCUGCUCGACAUGUCGCUGAUCAAGCUGCAGCUGUGCCACAUGCUGGUGGAGCCCAACCUGUGCCGCUCGGUGCUCAUCGCCAACACGGUGCGGCAGAUCCAGGAGGAGAUGACCCAGGACGGCACCUGGCAGAUCAUGACCCAGGCGCUGGCCGCGGCCCAGUGUCCGGCCGACCGCCUGGUGGCCACGGAGGUGCUGUGCCGGCAGACCGACGCGGCGGCGGCGCAGGCCGGCCAGAGCCCCAAGCCCUUCUCCGUGGGGGGUCUGGAGGAGGGCUACCACGCCGAGGAGGAGGUGGUGAUGGAGGGCGACGUGGAGACCGAGGUCACCAUGUCCACCCUGUCGCCGGUGUCCCCUCAGCUGUCCUCCGCCUCCUACCUGGCCGGGCCCUUCGGCAUGGGGCCCUGCUGGGAGGAGGAGGACGAGGACGCCGAGUGCGAGGAGGAGGACGAGGAGGAGGACAGCGAGGAGUGUGCGUCGGAGGGGGAGGAGGGCGAGCGGGACGCCCUGACCGCAGACUCCAGGACAGGGGAGCAGGUUUUUGGGACUUUUGAGAUCAAGCACCCGGCGCCGCCCCCGGACCCGGCGCUGGAGGAGCUGUUUUCCGACGUGGACCCGUCCUACUACGACCUGGACACGGUGCUGACAGGCAUGCAGAGCUCCCCCAAGAUGGGGCCCUACGACCUGCUGGAGAGCCUGUCCUCCCACGGGCCCACGGCGCUCAGCUCCAGCUCGAGCUGCAGGUCGGACCUGAACGAACUGGACCACAUCAUGGAGAUCAUAGUGGGCUCCUGAAACCCAACGUCCCUCCGGCCCUGCACCGAUCCCACAGACUCUCGACAGGACCUAUGCACAUUACACGUGCACGUUCUGUCGGUGGUGUUGCUUACACACGGACUUUGU